Messenger RNA from Annulohypoxylon maeteangense, 1216 nucleotides. RefSeq lists its product as uncharacterized. The transcript is spliced from 2 exons. Bases 1 to 1155 code for a protein of 384 amino acids. The record is from RefSeq and is a predicted model, not a curated record. Lineage: Eukaryota; Fungi; Ascomycota; Sordariomycetes; Xylariales; Hypoxylaceae.
AUGCCAGGCAAAAGAUCGAAAGCACAACGUACUGCUCGAAAGCGAGCUGCCCGAAAGGUUGCCGCCAGAGAGUCCGCCGCGAAAGCAGAGUAUGCGACGCAAGCGAACGUCUCCCAGCAGAAGCCCGAAGGAGAAUUGCCCGAAACAGGCUCGAAGAUGCCUCUCGCGUCUGUUCAAUCGGAGUGGGACGUAUCUGGUGUUGAAACCCGCUUGCUGACUUUCGAGAACGCUCCUCGAAAGAAUCUGGAAGUUUGCUUCAUAGGCACACCAUCCAUUACCUAUCUCCAAUCCACUCCAUUUGAGGAUAAUGAAGUUCGUCGCUCUACCAUGACCAAGAAUUCCCUGCCAUUGGGUCAUCCGGACGCUCCAGUCGAGAAGCCUGCUGAGCGUUCUAUAUUUCAGCCUAUUCAUUCUGACUACAAACGCCUGAAAGAGGCUCUGAAUAACCAUCCUCAUGUGCAAUUCCUUGGAAUGAGCAUGGAUGCGCUCAGUCAGAUAGUCGACUGUAUCUUCGACGUCACCAACGAGGUGACUUUGAAGUGGGUUCGUAAAUGGUGUCCUACCAUGAAGCUCUCGCGUGUGUUCAGUCUCGCUUCAUGUAGCCGGCGUGUCCCAGACGAAGCCUUGGAGAUGAGCAUCACUCUUAAGACGCUGCCCGAAUUGUACGCCGAUUGUCGCGAGGCAUUCCAGCUCCAUGGAAAUAACCCGCAGGCCUGCGAUGUCGCCCCUGUGGCUAAUCCUUGUAUCAUCCUCUGUCAAGUCUUCAAGGAUAAGAAAACCGCAAAUCUUAUAUGGGAUCUUAACCAGCUCGUCCAAUGGUUCCGCUAUGGCCUUGAACUUAAGGCAUUUGAAGUGCAGAGAAAGGCCAUGAUACAGAUUUGCCUGGGCACCAAGAAGGAGAGCGAGAUUCUCGAGUUUGCAUGGUCUACUUAUAAUAUAUAUCGAGCAGAGUACUCAAUCAGAGCGCUCAAGCGGAUGAAGGCACUCCUAGACCAUGCUUGGCCGGCGGACGAAGACCAUGUGCUGUAUCCGGGAGAGUCGGAAUCGGAGCAUUCAGACUCAGAUGCCUACGACUAUUGGGAUAAGGACAUGGAGGACUCAUCCGAUGACGAACCCGAGGAGGUGGAAGUAUUCGUAAUAAGCGACUCGGAGUAGACUCGACGUAAUGGUUCGCCAAUACAAAAUAAUACCAUCCGAUCUUAUGGGUGAUUGUGCU